AUGCAGGCCAAGGCCUAUUGCCCCAUCAUUGUCAAGCACGUCAACGACAGCUACACUGAGGAGGAGAAGCGGUGGCAGCAGCUGCGCCGCGGCCGUUAUGUCGAGUUCAACCUGAUCUACGACCGCGGCACAAUCUUCGGCCUCAAGACCGGCGGCCGCACCGAGUCCAUCCUCAUGUCCAUGCCCCUCACCAGCCGCUGGGAGUACGACCAGCAGCCCGCCCCUGGCUCCAAGGAAGCCGACUUCAUUGAUGCCUGCCGCAACCCUCGCAACUGGGUGUGA
Molecule: messenger RNA, 282 nt
Organism: Monoraphidium neglectum
Lineage: Eukaryota; Viridiplantae; Chlorophyta; Chlorophyceae; Sphaeropleales; Selenastraceae
Product: coproporphyrinogen III oxidase
Exons: 4
Coding region: 1-282 (93 amino acids)
Cellular component (GO): chloroplast stroma; cytoplasm
Molecular function (GO): coproporphyrinogen oxidase activity
Source: RefSeq, a predicted model, not a curated record